Messenger RNA from Eruca vesicaria subsp. sativa (arugula), 1038 nucleotides. NCBI's taxonomy places the organism in Eukaryota, Viridiplantae, Streptophyta, Magnoliopsida, Brassicales, Brassicaceae. The record is from the annotation of a GenBank genome assembly.
AUGGAAGUAGUCAACAAAGAGGAAGAAAAGGAAGAGAUGGGAUCAUCGGGACUCAUCCCUAACUGGACAGAGUUGACUCGGGAAUGUCUCAUCAAGAUAAUGACACGGCUGAGUCUGGAACAAAGAUGGCUCGGACCGAUGCUCGUCUGCAAGACCUGGAUGCACGCAUGCCAAGAUCCGUUGCUCAACUCUGUCGUCGACCUUGAAACUCAGUUUCUGUCGACUCCCCCAUCGGCCAGCAGGUGGAGUCCCGAGUUUGAGGCAAAGGUCGACUCGAUUAUCCAAUCUGUAGUCGAUUGGAGCGAAGGAGGUCUUAAGGAGAUUCAGGUCAGGCACUGUUCAGAUCGCUCUAUAUCUUACGUUGCUGAGAGGUGUCCUAAUCUAGAGAUUCUUUGUAUUAAGACUUGCCCCAACGUUACAGAUGAAUCAAUUAUGAUGAUAGCCUCGAACUGCCCAAAGCUUAAGAAUCUUGAUACAAGUUACUGUCAUGGUAUAUCUCCCGAGUCAUUAAAAGUUGUGGCCAUGAACUGCAAAAACAUUGAGAUCCUGAAAUGGAAUCUACAUAGCUGGUUAGAUCAUCCUCCCCAGUACAUGCCACGCGAGUAUCUGAGUAGUAUGCCUCGAAACGGGAACAUGGAGGCUGAAAUAAUUGGGAGACUUAUGCCUCAGCUGAAACACCUGGAGCUUCGAAGCUCUGAGUUGGAUGCUGAAGGUCUUGCGUUGAUUUGCCAAGGAUGUUCCAAUCUAGAGUACCUGGACUUAUACGGGUGUAUGUGUUUGGCACGCUGUCAUAUAACUGAAUGUAAACGGAGCUUGAAAUUUUUAAAGGAGAUCAAGAUACACUCGCGCACAGUCUGGAGUGGUCCGCUUAGAGGGGGCACGCUAGCAUUAGCACGGAAUCGUUCUCUUCUCCGUCGUUUGGAUUCUUAUUUAACAAAAACGAUGGACAAGGUGUCCAAAAUGGCUGAAGGAUCAUCCUUCCACACAACAGCAUCAUAUGAAAACACUUUGGCCAAAGAGGUAACCAACUGCUCAUGA